AUGAGUCUGUUCCGGUUGGUUUAUGGGAAAGCAUAUCACCUUCCAGUAGAAGUUGAGCACAAGGCGUAUUGGACCAUAAAAGAGUAUAAUUUAGGUUUGGGAAAGGCCGGGGUUGAAAGGAGGUUGCAAUUGGAGGAAUUAGAGUGCCUAAGGUUAGAGGCAUAUGAGAACUCUAGGAUCUACAAGGAAAGAGUCAAAGCGGUACAUGACCGUCACCUCAAGAGGAAAGAGUUUCGGGUUGGUGAUCAAGUGUUACUCUACAACUCAAGAUUGAGAUUGAUGCUCUGGAAAUUAAGGUCAAGAUGGGAUGGCCGCUAUGUGGUAGAGAAGGUUGAACCUUAUGGUGUUGUUCACUUAAGCCAUCCCGCAAGCCCUAGUUUCUUCAAGGUGAACGGCCACUGGCUUAAGCUUUAUCAUGGUGUGAAGGCCAAGAGCAAUAAGAAAUUGGAGAUCUUUCUCUUAAAAGAUCCUCCCAAGGAAGAGAAUUGA
This is a messenger RNA of Arachis ipaensis, 489 nucleotides long. RefSeq lists its product as uncharacterized. The record is from RefSeq and is a predicted model, not a curated record. NCBI's taxonomy places the organism in Eukaryota, Viridiplantae, Streptophyta, Magnoliopsida, Fabales, Fabaceae.